GUGAAUAUGCCGUUCCCCUCAUCCAGCAAUGCAUCGCUUGUGUUGCCUCCGGUGUUGGCCACCACUGCAUCCUCUGAUGACGAUCUCAUUUCAAUUAUGAACACAGAGUCUGAAAGUAUCCCAAAAACUGAAUCAAAUUUAUAUUCGGGCAUUCAUUUGACGACUCCCUCUACGAGUACUGUUGACAGUCGUCUCAAUCAUAUUGAGAUGAUUAGUGCGGGUGAAUCCGAUUUGCCUCAGAUCUCCAUUAAUCCGCCCGAACCCACGGAUCUUAAUCCCACUCUACCGCCCAAUACACGGCUAAAUACGCCCAUCAAAGUGGACAUAUCUUCGCCGCCCUUUCCGCCACAACCGCCUCCACGACCGCUCCCGCCCUUCUCCUCUAUACAGAAGGCAUAUCCGAUGGCAGAUAUGAAGACGGAUUACUGUCCGCCGAUAUUUGUGAGGAGUCUGUUCUGGAAUUGGACGCGAAAGGGAGAGAUCGCUGACCAGAAAUGUCCCGGCGGUGCCACCGGUCUCGUCAAAUGGGAGUGCAGUUAUAAUCCAAUCACCAAAACUACCGAUUGGGUGCCCGAUAGGCCUGACUUCAGUCAAUGUCGGUCCCUAUGUAAUCUGUUAGACAACGCUCAGGACGACGCCUGGCUUGACCUGACUGUUGCCGACCGAAGACAUGUGGCCUCUAAACUGUUGAAAGGUCUGGAAUUGAGUGCACUGUUGUUGGCGGACAACACCAAUCAGGAUGGCUCGUUCGCUGUCGCCAAACCUAAUGUUUUGGUGUCGGUUCAUGUGUUGGACACACGAAUGCCUAUUAGUCUGCAAUUCCCAACAGUUGAGGACACCCGCGGCACUAUUGAAUGGAUUCGUAUGGAGGACUCACUCUUCCUGCCGGCGCAGGCAUUGCUUGAAUACUCAAAAGAUGGUUUGGCAAAAGUAGCCUUUUUGGCCUAUUAUCGCAUCGAAGACCUUCUGAAGCCCGACGUCUACUCUAUUAAUGACAAAAAAGAUGAGAAGUCUCUCUCGUAUUCAAUGUUCAAUAGAUUGCAAAACAUUACGUCCACUUCUCUGGCAAUUAACUCUCGAGUAAUCGGAGCGGCGCUCAGUAAUGGUCGCGCCGGUGAUCAGAAGAAUAUCCAAUUAUCGCAACCGAUUGCAAUCAUCUUAAGACAUAUACAGGAGGAGAACGUAUCGAAUCCGAAGUGUGUCUACUGGGAUGUGGAGCGCAGGGAUUGGUUGUCAGAGGGCUGUUGGAUGGAGUCGACAAACGCCACGCACACCGUCUGUAUGUGCAAUCAUUUGACACAUUUCGCACUCCUGAUGGACAUCCGUCCCAUCGAUCUGUUAGUACCGGAAAAUAAUUGGCAGAAAUUGGUUGUCAUAAUCGGCUGUGCGAUUGCAAUGUUAAGUCUGGUAUUCGUAUCGACAAUAGUGUGUGUUGUGAGCGCCGGCAAUACCGAAGCCGUUUCAAUCCAUCGUAAUCUUUGUGUCACUCUUUUAAUCGUUGAAAUGACUUAUUUAAUUGGGAUCUACAGAACUGAUAUCCCAUUGUUGUGCGGCUUAACUGCCGGUUCUCUACAUUUCUUCCUAUUAUCGACACUUUUGUGGACAUUUUUAGAGUCAAUCGAUCUCUACUUAAACCUAAUAGAUAUGUAUGAAAGCGUCAAAUCCGCCAAAAGAUUGAUUUGGUAUUAUAUGAUAGCAUACGGCGGACCCGCGCUUAUUAUACUCAUUGCCUUACUUAUCGAUCCGUCGAGUUAUGGCACACAAACCCAUUGUUGGCUAAGAACUGAUAAUUACUUUUACUUGAGUUUUGUGGGCCCAGCCAUUGGUAUUGUGUUCGGCGGACUUGUAUUUGUGUUAAUUUCGUGUUUUGUUGUACUCAACAAUUCAAACACCAGUACAACAAUCAAAUGCAUUGAAGAGACUAAGUUAGAUGUGACCAGGAAUGGCAUCAAAUGGGUAGUGGUGUUGCUUAUACUACAAGGCCUUACCUGGACUUUUGGUCUCAUCCACACCAAUGUUCAGACAUCAAACACUAUCGCACUUUUCUUUACAAUACUAAACAUAAGUUUAGGCGUUUUUGUCUCAUUAUUUUGUAUAAUCAAAACUGAUAACAUUCAACACCACCGACUCGUCAGGGGUUUGCCUUUUUUGGCCUUUUGUUUCGAAGACAUUAACUGUUCCACAACUAAGACUACGGCGACGGUUAGCGACUCGUAUACUAACCGACCAGUUGUGACACAAGUGACGGCCACACAAGUGGCCGGUAUUGCACAGCACCAGCAGUUGCAACAAUCACUGCAAUCACUUCCACCCUGCCCUCAACUUAUGAGUUCGCAAAUAGACGACAAUUCUUCCACACCACUCGAUCGCCCAUAUAUUUCAGCUCAACGCCAAACUAACACAUUGUACACAUCCAGGAGCGGCACUACAGGACCUAUUCUGGUCAACCCAAUCAACUCCAUUCCCAACAUUAAUAUGUCCGUCAGUGACAUCAACGCAGCCGCUCUCGUGAGCCAUAAUUUUGCCGAUUAUGAGACAAAACUGCAACAAAUCCGUCACAACAGUCUCAGCCGACAACCAAAGCCCAAACGAAAGAUUCGCGUCAAUCAUAACAACCAUUUGGACGACACUUUCAGAUACGGAAUGCAUAGCAAUAUUCCCUCACAAAUGCACUCAAAUCUCUACAACCAAUACAUCGAACAUAUCUAUGAGUCUAUAGACAGCGAUUCGUUGGGUUCUGGCGUUUAUGGCCAACAAAACCGUUUUAGUCGUCGACAACCGGCUGUAAUGUCGAGAGUGAAUGACUUCUAUUCGGGCGCAAACAUCACUGUCAACCCCACCGCCGAUGACGACUGGAGCCAGAAUUCAUCGUCCAGUUGUGGGCCCCUCUAUGACGAGCGACCCCUCCUUAUAGCCAACCAAUCCAUUAACAACAGUCCAAACAUUAACCAACCGUUUAUAUCACAAGAGUUCGGCUCAUCUCAAGUCCAUCACAACUCAAAUCUUAAUAUUUAUGACAAAUCAAGGGAUGAAAUGAGAAGUUUUCGAAACAAUUGUCGAAUUAAAAACUUUGAAAGCAGUGGACAACACAUGACUAUGCCUUCAAACGCCUCUAAUAUGACGGCUUGGAAUAUAUAUCCCACGUCUAGUGAAGGCAACUCUGAUUUACCGGACUUAGUCCAGGACCCCAUCGAUGCCUCUAAUAAUAUUACAACCGUUUUUGUGGGCGGAAGUAAUGCAAUGAAUAUAAGACAUAAUAUGAACUCAGAUAUUGAUGCAAACACUGAUAGUACACAAAAUCAAACGAUACCACAAUUUAUGAGUUCAUCACAGAAUGUCAAAUAUAAGGCUUAUUGUUGAGGAUU
Messenger RNA from Medioppia subpectinata, 3365 nucleotides. Lineage: Eukaryota; Metazoa; Arthropoda; Arachnida; Sarcoptiformes; Oppiidae. The record is from the annotation of a GenBank genome assembly.